AUGUACCUUUUAAUGAGUAAAUUUUUAGUCUGGAUAAUAAUUUUUGGUAAUUUUUUUUUUGUUCAUUUUUUUUCAUGUUUUCAAAUUCAAAAUAAUAAGAUAGGGAAUGUAUUAACAUAUGACUAUUUGAAGAAGCAAAAAAUUAAUAACAAACAUAAUACAUUUUUAUAUAAAAAUGAUAGCCUAAAUAAGUUAUUAAAUAGAAAAAGAAAAAGGUAUACAUUAUUUUACAGAAGUAAAAAAGAAAAAGAUAUACAAGAAUCGGGUUAUUUGUACCCUUUUGAUCAUCUAGAAAAGAAAAAAACAAAAUUCCCUCCAGAUCCUUACAUUCCUAGCGAAGAUGAAAAAGAUAGCUCAAUCGACAUAUUUCAAGACAAGAUGAAUGAUGAUGAUUUGAUGACCUAUGAAGAUGAUGAUGAUGCCAAAAAAUAUUUUGGAAAAACGACUUUUAACAAACCUAACAUUGUUCAUAAGGAUGAAGAUUCUGAAGAUGAACAAGAUGACGAUUUGGAUGAUCAAAGUGGUGACCCUAUUAAUAAACCAAUUGAUGACCCUAUAAACAGCCCAAAUUAUCAACAAGAUACACAACCAAAUAUCAUCAUAGAAGAAGAAAACAAUACAGACAAAACCGAUAUUGAAAAAGAAAUAAUAAACAUAAACUUUUAUUCUUGUGAAGAAAAAAAAAUUGCAUGUGAAAUGAUGAAAGAUCAAAUAUAUUAUUUACUUCAUUCUAGUAUGGAUAAAACAUUUAUUGAAACCUUUAAUAUAAAUAUUGAAUCACACAUAGUGCCAAGUGAAAAAAGGAUUUGCGUAUCUUAUAAUAUGAAAAGUCAAAAUUUUAAAAAAUAUAUAUCUAAUUUAUCUGACUUAAUUGAAUUUUCCAAUAAAUUAAAAUAUGUCUUAGAUGAAAAAAUUCAUAAAUUAUAUUAUGAAGAUAAAAAUAAUGAAAAUGCUUAUUUAAAUAAAGCCUUAAGAAAAGAACUAGAAAUUGGUAAAAAAGAAAGAGAUGUUACAAACUUAUCUAAAAAAAAUUUACAAAUGAGUAUUGAAUCAUCUUUAAAAUUAAUAGAAAAGUGUAUACAAAAUAUGUAUAAACAAAAUUAUGAAAUAACAUUACAUGAUUUAAAAUUAGCUUAUAAUAUGUUACCAUGUAAAUAUUAUGGUUAUUUCCUAUCUAAUUUAUGCUCAACCAUAUCUACAUUGUCUUAUUAUGUAAACGAUUUACAAGGUACAUUUAAUUUUGCCUUAAAAUCUAUAAAAUACGAACCUAAAUAUAGCGUUGCAUGGAAAUGCUUAGGUGAUGCUUAUAGAAGCUUUAGAAAAUUUUGGCAAGCAAAAAAUUUUUAUGAUAUAGCUAUAUAUUUAGGAUAUAAAGAUGAGAAAGGAGAAAGAUUUGAAGAUAUUGUUCAAGAGUUGAAUAAUUUAACAGAAAAUGCACUGAAAAAUGUAGAUUUAUUAAAAGAACAUAUGAACAAUUCUACAAAUAUAAUAAUCAAAAAGAAUAUUGGAAUUGUUUUAAAUAAAAAUCCAGAUUCAAUAGGUGGUUGUUAUGUAUCUUACAUAAUAGAAGGAAGUAAAGCUAGUAAAAAAAAUUUUCAUCAUGGAGAUCAAAUUGUUGCAUUAAAUAAUCAAGUUACAUAUGGAAAACCAAUUGAUUUUUGUUUAAAAGCGUUCCAAAAAAAUGAUGGUACUUAUGAUAUUAUAUUUUUUAAGGGAAAUAUUAUAGAAUUGUAUGGUUUAAAGGCUUAUAAAUAUUUAAUGAAAAAUGAUUUAUUCUAUGCACUUUUUGAAAAUGAACAAAUUGUAUCCUUUAAAAGAAAUGAAACUAUUUUAUUUGAUAUGAAGGGUUUUGGCACAUUUUCUGAAUAUGGAAUGUCAAAAGGGGAAUUUGUAUAG
Molecule: messenger RNA, 1896 nt
Organism: Plasmodium gaboni
Lineage: Eukaryota; Apicomplexa; Aconoidasida; Haemosporida; Plasmodiidae
Exons: 1
Coding region: 1-1896 (631 amino acids)
Molecular function (GO): protein binding
Source: RefSeq, a predicted model, not a curated record